AUGGAUCCAUUACCAAAAAUUCGAUUACUAUUAAACGACAAAACAACUAGUGACUUAAUAAUUCGCGUUGAUGGAAAAAUUUAUUAUGCACAUAAAAUUAUUCUUUUAUUAAAAUCUGAAUGUUUUUGUAAAAUUUUUUCUGAAUAUAAAGGUAAAUAUUUUGAUUUUAGUUGUUCUAAAAAAUCUGUUCUUAGUGUGUGGUAUGAAUACAAAGAUGCCGUAACUCAUGAAACGAGAGAGAAUAGUGAAACCAGCAAAAAUUGUUCAGUGACACGAGAUCAAAGGAAAAUUGAGAUUUAUUAUGAUUAUGAAACUUUUGGUCAAUUUUUAGC
Messenger RNA from Racocetra persica, 332 nucleotides. Lineage: Eukaryota; Fungi; Glomeromycota; Glomeromycetes; Diversisporales; Gigasporaceae. The record is from the annotation of a GenBank genome assembly.